Molecule: messenger RNA, 3017 nt
Organism: Lutra lutra (Eurasian river otter)
Lineage: Eukaryota; Metazoa; Chordata; Mammalia; Carnivora; Mustelidae
Gene: WDR20
Product: WD repeat domain 20
Exons: 6
Coding region: 79-2151 (690 amino acids)
Molecular function (GO): protein binding
Source: RefSeq, a predicted model, not a curated record
AGAGCGACAGCCUGCGACGGCGCCUGCGCGGUGGGCGUGAUCCGGGCACUUAGGGCAGGAUGAACGCUGCUUUCCAAGAUGGCGACGGAGGGAGGAGGGAAGGAGAUGAACGAGAUUAAGACCCAAUUCACCACUCGGGAAGGUCUGUACAAGCUGCUGCCGCACUCGGAGUACAGCCGGCCCAACCGGGUGCCCUUCAACUCGCAGGGAUCCAACCCCGUCCGCGUCUCCUUCGUAAACCUCAACGACCAGUCUGGCAACGGCGACCGCCUCUGCUUCAAUGUGGGCCGGGAGCUCUACUUCUAUAUCUACAAGGGGGUCCGCAAGGAAAAUGAAGCACAGCUGAGUCUAAAGAACUGUCAUAGCGAGCAGGGACCGAUCAAGCUUUUUGAUCGUGCGGAUGCCAUAUCCUCCAACCAUUUCAAGAUCCGCCCCAGCAUUUUGUCAUAUAGUAUCUCGUCGAAUCUUGAUAGCAAUCCUGUGAGGUACAAGAAAGCAUCUUCUUUCACAGUUGAAGUUUGGAAUGGAGUUUCUUGUGCUGCUGACUUGAGUAAACCAAUAGAUAAAAGGAUUUACAAAGGAACACAGCCUACUUGUCAUGACUUCAACCACCUAACAGCCACAGCAGAAAGUGUCUCUCUCCUAGUGGGCUUUUCCGCAGGCCAAGUCCAGCUUAUAGAUCCAAUCAAAAAAGAAACUAGCAAACUAUUUAAUGAGGAAAGACUAAUAGACAAGUCACGCGUAACCUGUGUCAAAUGGGUUCCCGGUUCGGAAAGCCUUUUCCUAGUAGCCCACGCGAGUGGGAGCAUGUACUUGUAUAACGUGGAGCACACUUGUGGCACCACAGCCCCCCACUACCAGCUUCUGAAGCAGGGCGAGAGCUUCGCCGUGCACACUUGCAAGAGCAAAUCCACGAGGAACCCUCUCCUUAAGUGGACCGUGGGCGAGGGGGCCCUCAACGAGUUUGCUUUCUCCCCAGAUGGCAAGUUCUUGGCCUGCGUGAGCCAGGACGGGUUUCUGCGGGUGUUCAACUUUGACUCGGUGGAGUUGCACGGCACAAUGCGGAGCUACUUCGGAGGCCUGCUGUGCGUGUGCUGGAGCCCGGACGGCAAGUACAUCGUGACGGGCGGCGAGGACGACCUGGUGACCGUCUGGGCCUUCGGAGACUGCCGGGUGAUCGCCCGAGGCCACGGGCACAAAUCCUGGGUCAGUGUUGUGGCGUUCGACCCCUACACCACGAGCGUGGAAGAGAGCGACCCCAUGGAGUUCAGCGGCAGUGACGAGGACUUCCAGGACCUCCUUCAUUUCGGCCGCGACCGGGCCAACAGUACACAGUCCCGGCUGUCCAAACGGAACUCUGCCGAGAGCCGCCCCGUCAGCGUGACGUACCGGUUCGGCUCGGUGGGCCAGGACACGCAGCUCUGCCUCUGGGACCUCACGGAAGACAUCCUUUUCCCUCACCAGCCCCUCUCGAGAGCAAGGACACACACCAAUGUCAUGAACGCCACGAGCCCUCCUGCCGGCAGCACGGGGAACAGCGUCACGACGCCCGGCAGCUCCGCGCCCCCACCCCUGCCCCGCUCCAACAGCCUCCCGCACUCCACCGUCUCCAGCGCCGGCAGCAAGAGCAGCGUGGCCGACGGCGCCGUCGCUUCUGGGGUCAGCAAAUUCGCGACGCUCUCCCUGCACGACCGGAAGGACAGGCACCACGAGAAGGACCACAAGCGAAACCACAGCAUGGGACACAUUUCUAGCAAGAGCAGCGACAAACUGAACCUGGUUACUAAGACCAAAACGGACCCAGCUAAAACCCUGGGGACGCCCCUGUGUCCUCGGAUGGAAGACGUCCCCUUGUUAGAGCCGCUCAUCUGUAAAAAGAUAGCGCAUGAGAGACUGACUGUGUUAAUUUUUCUUGAAGACUGUCUAGUCACUGCUUGUCAGGAGGGAUUUAUUUGCACAUGGGGAAGGCCUGGUAAAGUGGUCGAGGGUGUGCCAGUGCAGCUGCGUUUCGUCCAAGUUCAAGGCUUGUCCCGUGUCAACAGCGAACAACGGAAGCACUUCUUAGGACAGCUUAUUUGUGUUCAGAGAACUGAAAACCUGGCUUCAGGGUCACGCGCUUGUAAGCUUCAAUUUCUUACCGAACGAACAUGAGCUGAGAGGAGGCUCUGUCCCAGGCUUACUGUCAUCCCAAAACCAGGCCAGCUCUCCGGGUGGAACCAUAGUGUAGCGGCACCCCCACUCGAGAACCCUCGCCCCGACGGGGCCCCACAGGAGCGACGGACGGACGGAGACGGGGGCGCGGACACUCACAGAGGCAGCUGUCACCCGGAGUCACGUGCGAGGACCCACGGGGCCCGCUCGGAAGGGCGCGCUCUGCCAUUCACCCAAAGAAGCUGUUCCCAUUUUAAAAAGGUUCUAUUGGGGCUGUAGUAAAAAAAAUAAAGGGGAUUUUCUUGCGUUUUACUCAACUGUAAUUAAAAUCUCAUAUAUAUAUAUAUAUAUAUAUAUAUAUAUAUAUAAACCUAUACAUAUAUACAUAGUGUAAAAUACAAUAAUUCUUGGACGAGAAGUCCCCUUAAACUCAAUGGUUAUAAAUAGUACUUCACUCUGUUUUUGCACUGAUGUUUCCAUACGUAGGUGAGCAGAGACGAGCUGGAAGGCAUUCCUGGAGAAGGCUGUUGCUUUCUGACUUAAAUCUGUCAUUCAGGAAGAUAGAUGCUGCAAUCAUAGAUUUUUACGAAUUUUUGCACUUAAAAUAGUUUAAUGCUAUUAGGGAAUUACUUUAAAUAUGGGUCUCACGGACUCAUGGCCCUGCAGGGUGUGAAGAUGCUCUUUUUAAUCUUAACAGUGACUUAACACCGGACCCCCCUCGCAGUCAGCUCCGUAUUCUGUGUGUAAAUGCUGCGACUCUGCUGCUGGGGGACAUGGUUGCUUCACCAGUCAUUUCCGUCAUUUAUGAGUGAUCUUUCUAAUUCACACAAAAAAAUUAAUAUUAAAAGUUUCUUGAAUAUACCAUU